Polyodon spathula (Mississippi paddlefish) is the source of this 7784-nucleotide messenger RNA. RefSeq names its product voltage-dependent N-type calcium channel subunit alpha-1B-like. The record is from RefSeq and is a predicted model, not a curated record. Gene Ontology annotation, biological process: chemical synaptic transmission; calcium ion import across plasma membrane. Lineage: Eukaryota; Metazoa; Chordata; Actinopteri; Acipenseriformes; Polyodontidae. Gene Ontology annotation, cellular component: membrane; voltage-gated calcium channel complex; neuronal cell body. Gene Ontology annotation, molecular function: high voltage-gated calcium channel activity. The coding region runs from base 683 to 7564 and encodes 2293 amino acids. The transcript is spliced from 49 exons.
AUUGGUUACAUUUUUACAUUGCAAUUGAGAUAAGAGAAAGUGGCGCUGCGGCGUGUUAUUCUGUUUUAAACGAAAUUAAAAGAGAGAAGGAAACAUUUUGCUUUGUGACACAUUUACUCUCCAGAUCAAGACACAAAGAGCUGUCGAAUACCCGGGAUAUCUUUUUUUUUUUUUUCCUUUGUUUUUCAGGAAAAAAAUAAUCCUGAUUGAAUUUAUUUAAUGCACAUUUUAUUUCUGGCUUCCUGAUUUGAAUUUCUUGCGUAUGCAGGUGCGCAGGUCGGUCGUCGCUGAGCGCACACCUGGAUUGGAACGCGUUUGGGAGAGGAUCGAUCGUCUUCGCCAGGAAAGACGGGGGGAAUGAAUUGCUUUGCGUUUUAGAUUUUAAACUUGCUUUUCUUUUUUUACUGCAAGCUGGAUAAAAGAAGAAAGAAAGAAGGACGCAGAAUUGAACGGGAUUAAAACAACGAUCGGAACAAAACACCUAAUUAUUAUUAUUAGUAGAAGUAGUAUUGUUACAAACCACACGUCUUUAUAUGUGCGCAUAUACGUGCAAAUAUAUAUGAACAGUACACACCAAUGCAAACUGCUACCCGGGAUCAAUCCUGCGUGUUGUGAUGCGUCUUCCUGCUACAGGUUUUGAUGCCAGUUUGGAUUUUAACUCUUGGGUCUGUACGUUUCUAGAAUGGCUAUCUUUGGAGACGACCUACCAACCCGCUAUGGAGGCGGCGGUCCGCCGGGCGCUGGGCGAGGGGGAAACCGGCAGGGAGGCCCCCAAGUCGCACCAAGGAUGUACAAGCAGUCGAUGGCUCAAAGGGCCAGGACUAUGGCUCUGUACAACCCCAUCCCCGUCAAACAAAACUGCUUUUCGGUUAACAGAUCCCUCUUCAUCUUUAGCGAAGACAAUAUCAUACGAAAAUAUGCCAAAAGAAUAACGGAAUGGCCUCCAUUUGAGUACAUGAUUCUAGCCACAAUCAUAGCAAACUGCAUCGUCCUGGCGUUGGAACAACACCUGCCAGCAAAGGAUAAGACACCCAUGUCAGCAAGACUGGACGAUACAGAACCCUACUUUAUUGGAAUAUUUUGUUUUGAAGCCGGCAUAAAGAUCAUUGCCCUGGGCUUUGCCUUUCACAAAGGCACCUACCUUCGGAAUGGCUGGAACGUCAUGGAUUUUGUAGUCGUCCUGACUGGACAGAGCUCCAGGUUACAGGUAGAUCUGCCGGGCUGUUCUAACUGGCUUCCUCCCCAAUGUAUUCCAGGUGAGCAGACGGUGGAUUACCCCUGUGGCACUGAGCCCCCUGCGCGGACCUGUCCUGUCGGAUCAGAGUGUAGGGAGUACUGGAUCGGACCCAACUUUGGCAUCACCAACUUUGAUAACAUCCUGUUCGCAGUGCUCACCGUCUUCCAGUGCAUCACCAUGGAGGGCUGGGUGGAGAUCCUGUACAGCGCGAAUGAUGCUGCAGGAAACACGUGGAACUGGCUCUACUUCAUCCCCCUCAUCAUCAUCGGCUCCUUCUUCAUGCUCAACCUGGUUCUGGGAGUGCUGUCUGGAGAGUUUGCUAAAGAGCGCGAGCGGGUGGAGAAGAGGAGGGAGUUCCUGAAGCUCCGCAGGCAGCAGCAGAUCGAGCGAGAGCUGAACGGGUACCUGGAGUGGAUCUGUAAGGCAGAGGAAGUCAUGUUAGCUGAAGAAGAUAAGAACGCAGAGGAGAAAUCUCCCUUGGAUGUUUUGAAAAGAGCGAAAACGAAGAAGAGCAAGAACGACCUGAUCCACGCGGAGGAAGGGGAGGACCACUUCACUGACAUCACCUCCAUGGGAUCUCCGUUCGCACGAGCCAGCCUGAAGAGUGGGAAGAACGAAAGCUCCUCCUACUUCAGACGCAAGGCGAAGAGGUUCCGCUUCUUCAUCCGUCGCAUGGUGAAGGCGCAGAGCUUCUACUGGGCAGUCCUCUGCGUGGUGGCCCUCAACACUCUCUGUGUGGCCAUCGUGCACUACGACCAGCCUCAGUGGCUGACCGACGCACUGUAUUUCGCUGAGUUUGUUUUCCUGGGGCUGUUUCUGACUGAGAUGACUUUGAAAAUGUAUGGGCUGGGCCCACGGAACUACUUUCACUCCUCGUUUAACUGUUUCGACUUUGGGGUGAUCAUAGGCAGUAUUUUUGAGGUGAUCUGGGCUGCAGUGAAGCCUGGAGCUUCAUUUGGUAUUAGUGUGCUGAGAGCACUGCGGCUGCUGAGGAUUUUCAAAGUGACAAAGUACUGGAACUCUCUGCGGAACCUGGUCGUGUCUCUGCUCAACUCCAUGAAGUCCAUCAUUAGCCUGCUGUUCCUGCUCUUCCUCUUCAUCGUGGUCUUCGCUCUGCUGGGCAUGCAGCUCUUCGGCGGACAGUUUAAUUUCAAUGAGGAAACGCCAACGACAAAUUUCGAUACAUUUCCUGCUGCGAUUCUCACGGUCUUUCAGAUCCUGACCGGUGAGGACUGGAAUGCAGUGAUGUAUCAUGGGAUUGAAUCCCAAGGUGGCGUCCGCAAAGGAAUGCUGUCGUCUAUCUAUUUCAUCAUCCUCACCUUGUUCGGUAACUACACGCUGCUCAAUGUCUUCUUGGCCAUUGCUGUUGACAACUUGGCCAAUGCACAGGAACUAACAAAGGAUGAGGAAGAACUGGAAGAGCAAACCAAUCAGAAACUUGCCCUCCAGAAGGCCAAGGAGGUAGCAGAAGUCAGCCCCAUGUCGGUCACUAACAUUUCCAUUGCAGCUUUUGUAAAGCAAACUCGAGGUGCUCUAUCUUGCAGCUCGUCCGUCUCCAGCGUUAAUUCAGCCAGGGAGCAGCAGAAGGCGAUGAAGCUGAUGUCGGUGUGGGAGCAGCGCACCACGCAGAUCCGGAGGCACAAUCUGCAGGCGAGCUGCGAGGCUCUGUACAACGAGCUGGACCCUGAGGAACGCAUGCGACUCUCCUCCUUGCUGCACAUCCGACCUGACAUGAAGACGCACCUGGACCGCCCCCUGGUGGUGGAGCCCCGUGAAGAGGUCCGCAACAACGUGGGGGAGGCAGCCGAGAAAUCCCCGGCCCAGGAAACCACCGACACGGCCCCCAGGAAACACCACCGUCACCGGGACAAACCGGCCGAGCAGCAGCAGGACAAAACCGAAGGAUCCAACGAGAACGGAGAGUCCAGCGGGAAAGAGGGGAGGCACCGCUCCCACCACAGCCGGAGCAAAGAACAGGAGGGCAAGGAGGGGAAGAGCGAGCGCAGCCGGAGCAGGGAACGGGGGAAGAGGCACCACCACCAGGUCUCUGUGGAGGAGGGGGCGGAGAAGGAACACAGGAGGCACCGGUCUCACCGGCACUCCGCCGAGCGCCAGGCCAAGGAGGGCAACGGCACCGUUAACAACGGGAAGGGAGAGAGGCGCCCCCGGCACAAGGACGGCUCUCGAUCCACCAACAAAGAGGGAGAGGCAGGAACCAAGGGGGAGAACGGGGAGCGGCCAGAGAAACGCCACAAGCACCGCUCCAAAGCCAUGUCCACUUACGAGGGGGAGGAGAAGAAGGAGAAGGAGGGAGAGGCUGGGGAGAAGGAGCACAAGAACCACUGGCCAAAGCAGAAUCAGGCCGAGACCGAGCCAGGGACCCUGGCCUCCACACCCCUGCAGGCCCCAGGCAGCCUGAAUCCAGUGGAGGAGAAGCCCGAAGACUCAGACAACCAGAAGAACGUGAAGCGAACGAUGCAGACGAUGGACAACACCAACACUGUGCACAUCCCCGUCACCAUCACAGCACCGCCUGGGGAGACCACCGUCAUUCCCAUCAACAACGUUGAUUUCGAAACUUUGGCAAAAAAUGAAGAGAAAAAGAACCUGGAAGAUCUCACCAGAAACGGACCGAAGCAAAUCCUGCCCUACAGCUCCAUGUUUGUGUUCACUUCAUCCAACCCUGUACGGAGGCUGUGCCACUACAUUGUGAACCUGCGCUACUUCGAGAUGUGCAUCCUGGUGGUGAUCGUCAUGAGCAGCAUCGCCCUGGCAGCCGAGGAUCCAGUAGAGACCGAGGCUCCCAGAAACAAGGUCCUCAAAUAUUUGGACUACGUUUUCACUGGAGUCUUCACGUUUGAGAUGGUGAUCAAGAUGAUCGAUUUGGGCCUGUUGCUUCACCCCGGGUCUUAUUUCCGAGACCUGUGGAACAUUCUGGAUUUCAUUGUAGUCAGUGGUGCCUUGGUAGCGUUUGCCUUUUCAAGCUUCAUGGGAGCACACCAAAGUGUUGCCAGAGGAACGAAAGGAAAGGACCUCAACACAAUCAAAUCCCUGCGAGUACUCAGAGUCCUCCGGCCACUGAAGACGAUCAAGCGACUGCCCAAACUCAAGUCGGUGUUUGACUGUGUGGUAAACUCUCUGAAGAACGUGCUCAACAUCCUGAUUGUCUACAUGCUCUUCAUGUUAAUCUUCGCUGUCAUCGCCGUGCAGCUCUUCAAAGGGAAGUUCUUCUACUGCACUGACGAGUCCAAGGAGCUCGAGAAGGACUGCAGGGGUCAGUUUUUGGAUUAUGAGAAGGACGAAGUGGACGCACAGCCCCGGGAGUGGAAGAAAUAUGAUUUCCAUUAUGACAACGUGCUGUGGGCCUUCCUGACGCUCUUCACUGUCUCAACGGGAGAGGGCUGGCCAACCGUCCUGAAGCACUCCGUGGAUGCCACCUAUGAAGACCAAGGUCCCAGCCCCGGCUUCCGCAUGGAGAUGUCCAUCUUCUACGUAGUCUACUUUGUGGUCUUCCCCUUCUUCUUUGUCAACAUCUUUGUAGCUUUGAUCAUCAUCACCUUUCAGGAGCAGGGUGACAAAGUGAUGUCGGAGUGCAGCCUGGAGAAGAAUGAGAGGGCCUGUAUUGACUUUGCCAUGAGUGCCAGGCCUCUGACCCGCUACAUGCCCCAGAACAAGCAAGCCUUCCAGUACAAGAUGUGGAAGUUCGUGGUGUCUCCCCCCUUCGAGUAUUUCAUCAUGGCCAUGAUCGCCCUCAACACUGUGGUGCUCAUGAUGAAGUUCCAUGGAGCCCCCGAUGCGUAUGAAGCCAUGCUGAAGUACCUGAACAUUGUGUUUACAGCUCUCUUCUCCUUGGAGUGUAUUCUGAAGAUCAUAGCGUUUGGUCCACUGAAUUACUUAAAGGAUGCCUGGAACGUGUUCGACUUUGUCACAGUACUGGGAAGUGUCACUGACAUUUUGGUCACUGAAAUUAAUACAACGAAUAAACUGAUCAACCUGAGUUUCCUGCGGCUGUUCCGAGCGGCAAGACUGAUCAAACUGCUCCGGCAGGGCUACACCAUCCGCAUCCUGCUGUGGACCUUCGUCCAGUCCUUCAAGGCUCUGCCCUACGUCUGCCUCCUCAUCGCGAUGCUGUUCUUCAUUUAUGCCAUCAUUGGAAUGCAAGUGUUUGGAAACAUUGCUCUGAAUGGUGAAACUGCAAUCAACCAUCACAACAACUUCCGAACUUUCUUCCAGGCUCUUAUGCUGCUGUUCAGGAGCGCUACGGGGGAGGCCUGGCACGAGAUCAUGCUGUCGUGUCUGAGUAGCCGCGACUGUGACGAGCGCUCGGGGUCGGACGGCAAAGAGUGUGGCAGCGACUUCGCAUACUUCUACUUUGUGUCCUUCAUCUUCCUCUGCUCUUUUCUGAUGCUGAACCUCUUUGUCGCUGUCAUCAUGGACAACUUUGAGUACCUGACUCGAGACUCCUCCAUCCUUGGGCCUCAUCACCUGGACGAGUUCAUCCGCGUCUGGGCAGAGUAUGACCCUGCAGCCUGUGGGCGCAUCACUUACCUUGAUAUGUAUGAGAUGCUGAGACACAUGUCCCCACCCUUAGGACUGGGAAAGAAAUGUCCUCCCAGAGUCGCAUACAAGCGGCUUGUGAAAAUGAACAUGCCGAUCGCUGAAGACAACACCGUGCACUUCACCUCCACGCUUAUGGCCCUGAUCAGAACUGCUCUGGAGAUCAAGCUGGCCUCAGGCGUGCCGAAUCAGCACCAGAGCGACACCGAACUGAGGAAGGAAAUCUGCACAGUCUGGCCCAAUCUUUCUCAGAAGACGCUGGAUCUGUUGGUGACUCCUCACAAGCCUAAUGAACUGACUGUGGGUAAGGUCUACGCAGCCCUGAUGAUCUUUGACUACUACAAGCAGAACAGGAUCAAGCGGAUCCAGCAGCAGCAGCUGCAGCAGCAGCUACAGUCCGCAGGGGGACUGGCCCAGAACAAGACCGGCGCCCUCUUCCAGCCCAUGUUGCCACUCACCUUCAUGCAAGACCAGAAGCCUCCUCUGAACAACGUGAAGCCCAGCUCUGCCUCGCUCAACAACGGGGGCACGCUGCCUGGACUGGAAGGGACUAGUAAGGAAUCUCCAUCCUGGGUGACGGAGCGCACUCAGGAAGUGUUUCAACGGAGCAGCAAGCGUACGAUCGAGAGAGGGCACUCUGAGGACACCCCAAACAGCAGUGGUGUGCAGGAGUCGGUGGAGAUGAGGAAGAUGGACUCCCAUGGGGAUCCUCAGCCUGUGCUAGAGAACCAGGGCCGGGCAGCCUCCAUGCCACGGCUGACAGCAGAGACACAGAGGAGCAAGUCUCGAUCCCCGGGGAGUUACCUAGCACCGAUCCCGGACUCCAGUCCAAUAAAGCGCUCCGUGUCCACGCUGACCCCACAGCGCCCCCUGGAGGUGAACCUGCAGGAUUACUCUCUGGAGCGCACGGCCCCCGACCGGACACACCACCACCAUCACCACCACCACCACCACUGCCACCGGCGCCGCGAGAAGGACAGGAAGCAGCACUCGCUGGAGAGGUCCCCCAGCCGCCAGGCCAGCACAGACGCAGGCACACCCGGUGACCCAGCAUCCUCCACCCUGCUAGGGGAGCCUGCAUCGCGGGACAGGGGGCGCGAGAGGGGGCGGUCACACGAGAGGAAGCAUCACUCCUCCUCCUCGGAGAAGCAGCGCUACUACUCCUGCGACCGCUACGGGAGCCGAGACCACUCCCAGCCCAAAUCCAGCAACCCGAGCCGCUCCACCUCCCCCUGUGAGGGCCAGGACAGACAGGGCAGUGGUUCAGUUAAUGGGAGCCUGGUGCUGUUGAGCUCUGGUGCGAGCACCCCUUGCCGAGGACGCAGGCAGCUGCCUCAGACGCCCCUCACCCCUCGCCCUAACGUUACCUACAAGACGGCCAACUCCUCCCCCGUGCAGUUCAGUGCUGGCUUGCCCAACUUCUCUCCGGCCCGGCUGAGUCGAGGCUUGUCCGAGCACAACGCUUUGCUGUGCGGCGACUCCCAGAACCAAUCCCACAUCGCUGUGACCCGCAUCGGCUCCGACCCUUACCUGGGACACAGGAACGAUUCAGCUGAGCCAGAGGAUGCGUUGACCUUCGAGGACGCUCUGGCCUCCAACAUGGGACGAGCCCCCAGGACUUCUUACACGGUCACCACCCCAACGCAGCCCCAGCAAAGCCGGGGGGUCCCCAACAGCUACCAUUACGCUGUGGGUGUCAGCGCGGGCCCCGGCUCGGGCACUAGGGGGCGCCGGUACUAUUACGAGGCGGACCAAGACGAUUGGUGCUAGCAUGGCUUUAAAAACAAUGCAAGGUUCUUGCAGAUUUUUAUGCAUUAAGUGAAAAAAAAAAAUCGAUGAGUUUUAUCAUCGCUCAAGGCUGUAGUUUUACACUGUUGCUGUAUGAAUGUAUGGAUCUGUUUUAAAUGAAAGUGAAGAAAGGAAAAAAAACAGCAUGCUCCGAAGAAAAGAAGGAUCCAUCCUGGAUGAAGAAAUACAUUUCUGUAUUUCC